This is a messenger RNA of Asparagus officinalis (garden asparagus), 1442 nucleotides long. RefSeq lists its product as uncharacterized. Bases 438 to 1253 code for a protein of 271 amino acids. NCBI's taxonomy places the organism in Eukaryota, Viridiplantae, Streptophyta, Magnoliopsida, Asparagales, Asparagaceae. The transcript is spliced from 3 exons. The record is from RefSeq and is a predicted model, not a curated record.
ACUGGAAUUGUAAAAUUAUGUUUUGCAAUUUCCUUAGUGUUCUUGAAAAUGAGAAUUCAUAUGACAUCUUGAAUAAACACACAAUUCAGUGUAGAUUACCCUCAUCCUUAUUUCACUUGGGGUGGAACUUAUUAUGGACGGUUGCGAUUCAUGAGUUGGGUGUUUAUUGUAGGCACAGUGAAAAGGAUCUGAUGCCCACUGACAUCUGGGUUCUUUUCAUCCAUGUAAAAUGUUUGUUCUAAGAUGCUUUUACAUAGAAUCUGGUCUCACUUUCUCUGAUUCCUUUUAUAGUAUCCACUCACUGGAGAAGAGAAUACUCUUUUCCUGAAAGCAGAUUCGCCUCCACCGAGAAAGAAUAAAGCACAAGUGCACUGAGAAAUGUAAGCAUUCUGCGUUCCCUCUAUUUGCAGUGGCUAGUUUUGGUCGAGAGCUGAAGAAUGAGCUAUGGGAGACUUGCCUUAACUUUGUCCCCUCAUAAUUUGAGCCGAGGUAACCAGUAUGAAUCUGCCCAUGAUGAUGACUAUAACCAAAGCCAUUCUCACUAUUUCAUGCCUUUGCCCUUGCUCUAUCAGCCAGAAGAUGGCGGAGGCUUGUAUACUCCAUGGAGAUUAUUCGAAGAGAGGGUGAGGAGCGGACCCUAUGGCUUAGCCAGCUUUCCAUCACAACCCUAUUCUCCAAUUCGGAUCCUAAUCCUCGGUCCCGGAGCUCAAGAACAGGUAAACCCUAGAUUGAGGCAGUUCAUCCAGGACUCUCCUCCAAGGAUCAGAAACGACUGGCAUCUCAGUUUUCCCCAAAACGAGCCCGAUGAGCCUGGCCUAACUGAAAACGAGUUCAAAAAAGCCAUGAAGAAGCUCAGAAAGGGAGUAUACAACCCUACCCAUCCAAGAAAGAAGUCAUGGACCCAAGGCCUUUUCAGCACCAAGAGUGUCACGAAGAAGAAAAUAGAGGAAGAGAAGAGCGAAGGAAAGAGCUGUAAUGUUUGCCUUGAAGAUUUCGUGUUGAAUGAGCGAGUCCUGAUAACUCCAUGCAACCAUAUGUUCCAUAACGACUGCCUUGUCCCAUGGGUGAGAAGCCACGGGAAAUGUCCAGUUUGUAGGUUCUCACUCUGUGAACAGAGAGAGCGGGCAUUAGCGACGAAUAGAAGCUAUGAUAACGACAAUGGCAUUGUGAGGGGCGGUGUCGCAGAUGUGGAUCUUGUUUCUUUGAUAAGAGCCAUGGAGGAGGCUCUUAACUGGGUUCAUGUACCUCAGUAGUGGCUUUCCAUUUGACCAUUUUAGAGAAAAGAGGGCGUUUGAGCGUUUUAACUACGUGGACAUAUGAUAACCGAGUAUGUGUUUGCUUAUAAUACUUAUUUGCAGCAAUAAUGGACAUGGUAAAACGCUCAUAAUUCCCGAUGAACUCGCUAUCAGAUCUUGGUUGGGUAAUUUGUUUUUUAUUUUUUA